Molecule: messenger RNA, 5973 nt
Organism: Alligator sinensis (Chinese alligator)
Lineage: Eukaryota; Metazoa; Chordata; Crocodylia; Alligatoridae
Gene: XPO1
Product: exportin 1
Exons: 25
Coding region: 1-3216 (1071 amino acids)
Biological process (GO): ribosomal large subunit export from nucleus; ribosomal small subunit export from nucleus; protein export from nucleus
Cellular component (GO): nucleus; cytoplasm
Molecular function (GO): nuclear export signal receptor activity; small GTPase binding
Source: RefSeq, a predicted model, not a curated record
AUGCCAGCAAUUAUGACAAUGUUAGCAGACCAUGCAGCUCGCCAGCUGCUGGAUUUCAACCAGAAAUUGGAUAUCAAUCUCUUGGACAACGUGGUGAAUUGCUUGUACCAUGGAGAAGGAGCACAGCAAAGAAUGGCACAAGAAGUCUUGACUCACUUAAAAGAACACCCUGAUGCAUGGACAAGAGUUGAUACUAUUUUGGAGUUCUCUCAGAAUAUGAACACCAAAUAUUAUGGGCUGCAAAUCUUGGAAAAUGUGAUUAAAACAAGAUGGAAGAUUCUUCCAAGGAACCAGUGUGAAGGAAUAAAAAAGUAUGUUGUUGGCUUAAUUAUCAAGACCUCAUCUGAUCCAACAUGUGUAGAAAAAGAGAAAGUAUAUAUUGGAAAACUGAAUAUGAUUCUUGUUCAGAUUCUGAAACAGGAAUGGCCCAAACACUGGCCAACAUUUAUAAGUGAUAUUGUAGGGGCAAGCAGAACAAGCGAGAGUCUUUGCCAAAACAAUAUGGUGAUCCUUAAACUGUUGAGUGAAGAAGUGUUUGAUUUCUCUAGUGGACAGAUAACUCAAGUAAAAGCUAAGCAUUUGAAGGAUAGUAUGUGCAAUGAGUUCUCGCAGAUAUUUCAGCUGUGUCAGUUUGUGAUGGAAAAUUCUCAAAAUGCUCCCCUUGUCCAUGCAACUUUGGAGACUUUAUUACGGUUCCUUAACUGGAUUCCAUUGGGAUACAUAUUUGAGACCAAGCUAAUCAGCACAUUAAUAUACAAGUUUUUAAAUGUUCCCAUGUUUCGAAAUGUCUCUUUGAAGUGCCUCACAGAGAUUGCAGGUGUCAGUGUAAGCCAAUAUGAAGAACAGUUCGUAACUCUCUUUACACUGACCAUGAUGCAGUUAAAACAGAUGCUUCCUUUAAAUACAAAUAUCCGGCUUGCAUACUCCAAUGGAAAAGAUGACGAACAGAACUUCAUUCAGAAUCUCAGUUUAUUUCUCUGCACAUUUCUUAAGGAACAUGGUCAACUUAUAGAAAAGAGAUUAAAUCUGAGGGAAACCUUAAUGGAGGCUCUUCACUACAUGUUGCUUGUGUCAGAAGUUGAAGAAACUGAAAUUUUCAAAAUCUGUCUUGAAUACUGGAAUCAUUUGGCUGCUGAACUUUAUAGGGAGAGCCCCUUUUCAACAUCUGCUUCUCCAUUGCUUUCGGGAAGUCAGCACUUUGAUGUUCCUCCUAGGAGACAGCUUUAUCUGCCUGUGCUGUCCAAGGUCCGGCUGUUGAUGGUUAGCCGCAUGGCAAAACCGGAAGAAGUGCUAGUUGUGGAAAAUGAUCAGGGGGAAGUUGUGCGAGAAUUCAUGAAGGACACAGAUUCCAUAAACUUGUACAAGAAUAUGAGAGAAACGCUGGUUUAUCUUACACAUCUGGAUUAUGCUGAUACUGAGCGAAUAAUGACAGAAAAACUUCAUAAUCAAGUCAAUGGAACAGAAUGGUCAUGGAAAAAUUUGAAUACUCUGUGUUGGGCUAUAGGCUCAAUUAGUGGAGCAAUGCAUGAAGAAGAUGAAAAAAGAUUUCUUGUUACAGUAAUUAAGGACCUUUUGGGACUCUGUGAACAAAAGCGAGGGAAAGAUAACAAAGCUAUCAUUGCAUCAAAUAUCAUGUAUAUAGUAGGUCAAUAUCCACGUUUUUUGAGAGCGCACUGGAAAUUUUUGAAGACGGUAGUUAACAAGCUGUUUGAGUUCAUGCAUGAAACUCAUGAUGGCGUCCAGGACAUGGCUUGUGAUACCUUCAUAAAAAUAGCACAGAAAUGCCGCCGACAUUUUGUUCAGGUCCAAGUGGGAGAAGUCAUGCCAUUUAUUGACGAGAUACUGAAUAAUAUUAAUACAAUCAUUUGCGACCUUCAGCCACAACAGGUUCAUACAUUCUAUGAAGCUGUUGGAUACAUGAUUGGGGCACAGACUGACCAAACUGUACAAGAGCAUCUGAUAGAAAAAUACAUGUUGCUCCCUAAUCAAGUGUGGGACAGUAUAAUUCAACAAGCAACAAAAAAUGUUGAUAUUCUAAAGGAUCCUGAAACAGUUAAACAGCUGGGUAGCAUCCUGAAAACAAAUGUAAGAGCAUGUAAAGCAGUCGGCCACCCCUUUGUGAUUCAGCUUGGAAGAAUUUAUUUAGAUAUGCUGAAUGUAUACAAGUGCCUAAGUGAAAACAUUUCUGCAGCUAUUCAGGCAAAUGGUGAAAUGGUUACAAAGCAACCUUUGAUUAGAAGUAUGAGGACAGUAAAAAGGGAAACUUUAAAAUUAAUUUCUGGUUGGGUGAGCAGGUCCAAUGAUCCUCAGAUGGUAGCUGAAAAUUUUGUUCCUCCCCUGUUGGAUGCAGUUCUUAUUGAUUACCAGAGAAACGUUCCAGCUGCUAGAGAACCUGAAGUACUCAGUACAAUGGCUAUCAUUGUAAACAAGCUUGGGGGACAUAUUACUGCUGAAAUACCUCAGAUAUUUGAUGCUGUUUUUGAAUGCACGUUAAAUAUGAUCAAUAAGGACUUUGAAGAAUAUCCUGAACAUAGAACAAACUUUUUCUUACUACUCCAAGCAGUAAAUUCUCAUUGCUUUCCAGCAUUCCUGGCCAUUCCACCUGCACAGUUCAAACUAGUUUUGGAUUCUAUUAUUUGGGCCUUUAAACACACAAUGAGAAAUGUUGCAGAUACAGGCCUUCAGAUACUGUAUACGCUAUUACAAAACGUUGCGCAAGAGGAAGCUGCUGCCCAGAGUUUUUAUCAGACUUAUUUCUGUGAUAUUCUUCAGCAUAUUUUCUCUGUUGUCACAGACACGUCACACACAGCUGGUUUGACAAUGCAUGCAUCAAUACUUGCAUAUAUGUUCAAUUUAGUAGAAGAAGGAAAAAUAAGUACUCCCUUAAACCCCGGAAAUCCCGUAAACAACCAAAUGUUUAUUCAGGAGUAUGUUGCUAAUCUUCUUAAAUCUGCAUUUCCUCAUCUGCAAGAUGCACAGGUUAAGCUAUUUGUAACAGGACUCUUCAGUUUAAAUCAGGAUAUUCCUGCAUUCAAAGAACAUCUAAGGGAUUUCCUAGUCCAAAUUAAGGAAUUUGCAGGUGAAGACACAUCUGACUUAUUCUUGGAAGAAAGAGAAACAGCUCUUCGACAGGCUCAAGAGGAAAAACAUAAACUUCAGAUGUCUGUCCCUGGCAUCCUUAAUCCACAUGAAAUUCCUGAGGAAAUGUGUGAUUAAAAAUCAUAAAACAAGUGUUUCUUCAGAUGGUGAUAAGGUGAAGUCUAGGACUAAGUGUAGCUUUCUGUUGUGGUUUGCCAAUUGAGCAUCAUCUGCAGUGACCAGAUAAUGUUUAACUUUCUAAACAAGUAAUAAAUACAUUGUAGAGGAUUCUAAAGUAGUGACACGUUUGGCAUAGACAAAUAGCCCACUUGUACAGGCUUUUAUAGAGCUAUGGACUAGAAAAACCUCAUUGCUGCUGUGCAAACUCUACAGUCAAAUAUCUUUAUUUAAGAGAAACGUGCCGUUAUAUUAAACUGAUGGCAUCAUCUGAGUGCUGGCUCAGGGUUGGUCAGUGAAGAGCAGAAACAAGGGAAUGGUAAUGAAACUAGUUGUGGUAAUGUGAAAAUGACUUCCACAUUUUUCAGUUCAGUUUAAAAAAAAAACAAAACAAAACUACAGGACUACGUCUUUCCAGUUGGGAUUGAGACAAGACUGCUUCCAUAAUGCCACUUUUUCACACGCUAACUUUUGCAACAAAGUCAAACCUGUAGGUGUUCCACAGACUGCAUCCUACUGUGAAAAAAAAGUAAAUGGGAUAAAUAAGGAAGGAGUUAUCUGUUUGUGUAUGCAUCUAAUACAUCCAGCACACUUCUGCAUCAGGCUGGUUGAAAUUCAAAUUCUUAAUGUGUUCUGGCUCCAACUUCCUAUUAACCUAGAAAAUCCACAGCCGUCUUAAUUUGUCUUCACAAGGACUGGUGCCUUUAACUGUUCUCUACGGGUCCAAGAAGUAUGUAGAACUAUUGUGCAUACAGCCUUGUUAAGUCAUUUUAUAUCUAUAUUAAGAACAAAGCAACCUGGACAGGUGCAUAUUUAUAUUCAAGAAUAAUUGCAACAUACAGCUAAAAACAACCCGUUAUAAUGUAUGCUUUGAAUAAAAAAAGAAUAUGUAGAGCCAAAUGUGUAAACUGUCAUACAUUUUAUAAACAGAUUAAUUUAUAUAUGGAAACAAUUAGACUUUGCAUAUUUCUAUAAAAUGAUAUUUUUUUCAAAAAUACUAAUUUGCUGUAUGCUUAUACACACAUCGUAUGUCUAUACCUUCUUAGGGCUUGUCUUCACAUGAGUUUUUACCCAAGUUAUUUACUGAUUUUAAGUGGUUUACAUUUUUUAGUAAAAGCUGAUGUGCACACUCCCUAAAUAUCCGUUUCAAGCUACUGUAUUUAUUAGUGUAAGCUGAAGCAAAAUUACUUUCCAAACCUUUUCUUUUUUUCCCUUUUUUAUUUAGGUGAUAGUUUGUGUACACUAAUCUGUUAAGCAUUGAUUUUAAAAUGUCCUCAUUUUCAAUAAAGUUAAGAUUUAUGCUGAACGUCAUGUUUUAGAAACACUUGUCUCCAUGGAAUGUAGAAGGGGAGCAGCCCAGUCAUUUUGAGCAACAGACAGGAAAACUUCAGACCCCAGACCUUGUUACAAACAACAGAACUAUAAAAGGAAAAUACUGCAUUGGCAAAAUGUGGAAAGUGAAAAUCCAUUGAUUAGCUAAUGACACACUGCGGUAAAAUGCCAUGAGUACAGUAAGGUAGUUUACAGUCUGGAACAUGCUGAGACUUCUUGCAAAUACUGGAAAUAACUUGGACUUUGUUUGGAACAUGGUUGCACAACUUAAUGCCCCUUCCACUAUGAUCUUUGUUUCUAGAUAGAGUAGAUGUCUUGUCCUGUCCUAUCCUUUGUUUUAUGAGUUGAAGUGUUAACAAUGAUUUUUUUUUUUUUUUUGGGUGCUGCAAAAUGCUCACCUUCCACCCACUCUCCCCAUCUCCCUUAGGAACUGAAAUUUUACAGAAUUCUAGUUUCUGAAGGUUGCUGUCUUCAUAGCUGAGAUGUCCCUUACAGACAUCUUGGUAAUACCAGAUGAAAGAUUUAUUUCCAGAAAAAAGAGAUGAGUAAAAGCUCCCUUUAAGCAGUUCACUAGUUGGGCAAAGGGGCUUAAUGGGAUCACAUUUGAGUCUCUAAAAGGGCAAUCAGUAAUCAGAAGUGUUGCCAUAUGCCAGUAUUUUCACUUCAAAAUAGAAAAUGAUGAAAUCUUACUGUUGAUAAUACAUCCACAAAGUGGAUUUGGAGAUUAAAAAGAAUUGGGGAUUAAAUGGGGAAGCUAAAAAAUAGUGAUCAGGAAUUACACAAAAAUUGGGAGUUACAGACAAAUGGCUGGAGAGGGAAGUUUGUUGAUGAUUUCCUCCCAAAUUGUAGUAUAGAUUCUCUGAACAAGUAAUAUGAGAUCGGGGGACUCCCUGAUGUAUAUUUAAAUGGGAGUUUUACACAGGUGAUGAACCCAGUUAAAAUGUUUGGUAUGUUAGGCAGAGGUGGGUUAUCAGGAGCAUGUUGCUCCUGUGUCUUCCUUGGCUUGCAGUAGCUUUCCAGGUGCAAUUCAAGGAGAUGAUUUUGACCCAUAAAGCUCUGAGCAGUAGCUUGGUCCUUGCAUUCCUAAGGGAUUGCUAUCUCCCUAAUGUUCUAUUGGGAUCUGCAAGAUUGUCCAAAAACAACCUCCUGCUAGUACCAUCUGUGCACCACAAGUUCAGUGAAAACGUGGGAGGUUAUUAUCAGUAGUUGCUCCUCUGCUCCUGAGUUCCUCCUUUGUGGUCCAUCAGAGCCUGGAUGGAUCUCAGUAUGUUCCAGAAGUGUAAGAUGCUUUUAUUUGGGCUGGUCUUUAGCAGGCAGGGUUAAGUUACAACAUUGUCUAAGGCUACGUUGUAUAAGAGGAGGAGAGGAUAUAAAUCUAAUAAAUAA